GCUGCUUCAGAAUGGUCCCCCCCGGAUCCCUUCCCAAGUGGGAUCCUUGUGAAACGGGCCAGGACACUCAGGGGGCUCCUCCUCGCGGGACCCUCACCAUCCCGAUUCCAUGAGGCCCUUAAGGAGAGCGAUGGCCACACAAGUUGAACUCGGCUCUGCCCUGACCUCGCUGGCCGGCAUAAGUGAACCGAGGACCGAGGCCGCCUUCCGGCACUCCUUUAUCGGCUCGCUGUCUGACGCCAGCCGGAAGCCUGGGGAGGGCCCCCGUGCUCUGGCCCCACUCACCCCGGAGGGCAGGGGGCAUCCAGUGGGCCCUGCCACCAUGCCCGCCACCGUGCCCAGGCCCCCGUGGGCCCCCAAGCCCUUCUCCCGGGAGGCGUCUUCCGACACCUUUGCUACGGUGAAGCCGCCUGUCCCGGCACUCAAGCCCAGCAGUGCUACGCCAAAACCUCCCGCCCCCUUGGCCCAGACCUUUGAAGACGCUGCCAAGGGGCUGCCUGGAAACGUCCCUCCGCUGCUGGAUCAGAAACCGAUGGACAGUAGGAGCCCCGUGGAGCCGGCCGCCCCCCUGCCCUUCUACCCGGGUGCUCAGGCCAACACCCUCAUCCUCUUUGAAAGCAGGCGGCCUGCGAAGGGGAGGGGCGAAGAGGGAGGCUCCAAGGCCCAGGAGGGGCAGCUGCUGCGCUCCCAUUCAGAGAAGUGGCCCCCAAGGCAGCCCUCACUCUCCACGGACCCCAGGCCAGUCUCCUGGGCCCCUCACUGGAAGGAGGCCUUUGCGGGGGGGCCCAAGGGCUCGGCCGGCAGCCUUGAGCCACAGCAGAGUCCAACUCCGGCCACUGAGACCCACUCCCAGGCGGGAGGGGGACCCGCCGCCUCGGCUGGCUUUCGGGAAUCCUGGCAGGAACCAACACAACCAGCUCCUCCCCAGGCAGCUUCUGGCCCAGGGAGCCCAAAGCCGAGGCCGCUCCCCCCGGACCUCACGAGUAGGUUUGAAGCCUGGCAGAAGCAGCCCUGCCUGGCUGAGAGCAAGGAGAAGAGCUUUCCAGCCGCCGGCGACGGGGCUCCGGAGGCCACAGGGGCGAGGAGCGCCGCUGCCGGCCUAAGUGGGGCUGCCCCAUCUGGGCCCAGGGCCAAAAGUGCCGGCAGCCAAAGCUGUUUGCCCUCUGUUGGGGGAGCAGCUCCCCCAGGCCAGACUGUCCCGGAGGACGUGGGGCAAAAGUGCGCACAGGAGGAGGGAAGCCAGGGGAAGUCCAGCAUGGGGCAGCCCAGGGCCGGCCAAGGCCGGCCUCUGUGGGAGACGGGGGAGGUCACUGCCCAGGAGGCUGGCUUCAGGAAGGCCGACCUGCCAGACGCCUCGGACGGCUGCCCUAAAAAGGCCGCCCCGCUCCUGGACCCCUCAGCAAAGCCUCGGGCUGCCCCCGAGAGCCAGUCCCUCCACUGCAGCCCCGGAAAGGAGAUCCGGAUCCUGAACAUCCAGCAGAGGAUUCAAGUGCUGACGGCAGAGAACGCGGCUUUCAAGGCAGGAGGCCUGCGCUGCCACUCCUUCCGCUCCCGGCCUCUUUCCGCAGAUUUGACGAAGAUGUUUUCUGGCCCCGUGACUGCAGGGGAGCAGAAGCCCAAGAGGCCGCCUGAAUGGUCCAGGAAGCCUGCUGGUGAAACGCAAGAGGCUCUGGAGGAGGAGACGCUGCCUGUGGGCAGAGCGGAUGUUGGAGGAGCCGGCAUGGCUGGCAGUCCCUGGAAGCCCCCACGGCUGGCAAAAACACCCUCCGUGGACGGCCCCCCCAAGAGAGAGGGCAGCUUUGCCAAAAGUGGGCCAAAGGUCUCUCUGCCAGCGGAAGAGCCUGGCCUGGUCUUCAGCCCCAAAGCGAGGACGGCGUCCAGUUCGUCCAGUGAAGAUGCCUGCCUUAAGACAGUCAGAGCCACCAUGUUUGAACACCACGUGGAGAGACACAGUGUGGUGGCCAGCCAGCUUGGCGCCGAACCGGCCUUGCUGUCCCUGAGGGCGACCUUCGGAGGCUCGCCCUCCCACGGCCAGGAAUUUCGGCAGGAGAGAAUGCUGGGAGACGGCCAGGCGACCAAAGCCUCCAACUGGGAGGCCGGAGGGCCCGAAGACCCCAGGCCUUUCACCGAGGACGAAGAUCCCUUGAGGGAGGAGGAUUCCCUGCUGGCGCAAAGGAUCGAGCCCAGGUACGAGAUCCUGCAGACCGUGGGGGAGAUGGUGCAGAGCGAGGCGGUGGCAGCCGUCUCCGGAGGGAAGGCCGUCACUCUCCGCCGCCAGAGACCCUUGAAGGAGAAUCGGAGGGCCGGGGGCUGUGGCAAGAGCGAAGGCUGGAGAGGGGCUUCUGGCCUGGGAACCGGCCCCUUGAAGGACCUCCCGGCCUCCGGGAGACAGGCUGUGUUGCACAGAGAAGGAACCGGGCCAGAGAGAAAUCAGGCCGGGCAGCAGGCAGCCUCAGGGAGAGCAGCGUCUUUCAGGGUGAAGGAUGGCGGCCACUUGGCCCCCUGGCUGGAAACCAGGAAGGAGAGGCGGCUCACUGCUGCUGAGGUCCAGAGGGAGGGGGCCACAGGGCCCAAGGGCCACACCCUGCAGAGGACUGGAGCCGGGGCGCCCGAGGCCGAUGGCUGGGAAGGCAGGGCUGGCGUGCUGGAUCAGAGGGCCAGCUGCCCAGGACUCCUCUUCAGCCUGGACCUGAAGCCCCCUCAGGGGCCAGAGGAUCCCAAAGGGCAGAAGCUGCGAGCAGCCUGGGAAGCCUGGGAGGCUCCGGCGGAAGGAAAGGAGCCGCCAGAGCUCAGCCUGGAAGUGAGGUGGGCGAGCGGCGUCCGUGGUGCUUCGGCUGCCAAAGGUUCAGGCCGCUGGCGGAGGAAGACUGUGCCCCACGCUGGCUCUGUCAGGUUUGAGGGCCCGGGGGAACCCCGCCAGGGUGCUGCCGGAUUGGCCAGCAGAAGAGACGCCCUGCAUCCGAUGGGUGGCUCAGCGGCAAAGGGAAGCCCCCAGGCCCCCUGUGGAGUGGAGCCCAGGCAGGCGGAGGUCGCCUCUCCCAGUGGCGCCCAGAAGCCGCUCUCUCCCUCGGAGCCCAAGGCCACGUACUUUGCAGUCACCUACCAGAUCUCGGAGGAGAUCGAUAGCCAGCCUGGGAGAGCUGCGGCUGGGGCUCCUCCUUCCAGAAGUGCCCGUCCCUCCCCUUGCCAGCACAGAGAGAGCUUUUCGGAGGGAGGGAGCUCUCCAGCCGGGCCUCUCCAGCCGGGCCGCUCCAAGGGGCGAAGCGGCGCUUCUCAGGAUCCACCGACCGAGGCCAGAGAGCAGGAGCUGCCGCAGAGACAGCCAGAGGCCACAGCCGAAGGGCAUCCGGCCAGAGCUGACCUGGCCCUCUGUCCUGGGGCCAGGCCUCCUUCCUACUUGGCGCCCCUCCAGCAGCAGAGCCAGCAGCAGAGCCCUGGCUCCCUCGGUCUUGGGGGAGAGCAGCGGGAGGCCCCCGAUCACUACAGGUCGAGAGUGGUGGACAUUGACGAGCUGAUGGCAGAAUACGGGGGGGAGUCCCAGAAGCUUUGGGCCCGAGAGGAGGGCCAGAGCGAGAGCAGCUUCUUUCCUUGGGAGAAAUGGACCCCCAGGACCUUUCCCUGCAGCUCUGACCCGAGAGGGGGGAAGGCCAGGGAGGAGCACGCCCUGGGCGGUGGCCAAGGGGCGGGCACGGAGGGCAGCCGUGUGCCUGGCAGCAUGGAUCCAUGGGGGGCCAGAGAGGGAACCUGCAGUCCUCCCCAGUGGGGCAAGCCAGACACCGAGAAGCCAAAGCCACGAUCCGCCGAGCCCCCCGGGCCAAGGUCGAAGAAGACAGCCUUUCCGGUUGGCAGGGAGCAAGGAGAGGGCACCGGGCAGGGCCCCCAGAGUGCCAAAGGGGCCAGUCCCGGCCCCCACCCUGCCCGUAGGGACCUCGGAGGCUGGUGGAAGGAAGCCGGUCUGAAGCAGUGGGCCGUCCUGGCCCCAGCCGGGGGGUGGUGCCCCAGCAGUGACUUGCCGGAUGGCCAGCCUGGGUGGAAAGCUGAGCCCCAGGCCGGUGUCUGGGGGAAGGGCCCUCCCGCAGCGCGGCAGCCUGGGGCGGAGCGGAGCAGUGCCAGCGCAUCCCCAGGGACGGGAGCCGUGCCGGACCUCAAUCCUUGCUCCUCUGGAAAGAGCCACCCAAGCCCAGCGAGGCUCAGCUUCCCUUUGGGACCAAGGCUGGAUCCAACCCACACUUGUCAGAGGCUCUGCCUGAGCAAGGGAAGCCUGUCGCCCGGGGACUGCCUCUCCCACGCAGGGACACGGGAUCUCGGAGAAGGAGGCCUCCCAGUGGACCCUGAUGAUGCUGCAGCCAUCAAGCACUCUCCGUUCCUCCUUGCCCAGCGACGGAGUGACAGUUUCUAUAAUGAGCGGAGGACUGAUCACUGGCCAGGGGACCACUUGAAGCAGUGCUUUGGCCGGCCGUCAGCAGAGGCCAGGGACACCGACGUCCUCGUGCAGGAGGCCGACGGCAGCUUCACCCCGGAGUCUCCUUCCUCGGAGGGCAGCAUGGCCCCCGCACAGAAGCCGUCUCCUGGCCGCCCAGCCUCCUGGUACUCCUCCCAGAGGGGCCCGGCCACGGCCACUGACCGACCGGAUUUACCCAGGGAGCAGAGGAGCCACAGCCUGGACGGUUCCAGCCCGGACGCCAGUCCAGCCAAGCCUCCCGCCACCGAGAAGGGCAGCCCAGACUUCUCCUUCCUGGAGUCAACUGCCCGGCUGGACUCGAGGGUCCUGAAGAGCCGCGUCCUGCUGGGCAAAAAGCGGCAGCGGCAUCGGGCCCCCGUCUCCCACACCCUCAGGAGGAGUGCCAGCGGAGAUGCCCAGCCGGACCCCUUCUCUGCAGUGGGGGGAGCAGCCAGCGGCUGGAUGUUCAGGGACUCCACAGAAGAGAAGCCCCCCAGGGCAGGAGAGGAAGAGGAGGAGGAGGAGGAGGAGCCCCUACCAGCAGAGAGGCUGUUCCCUGCCCAGCCGCGGCCGCCUCUCUUUCCAGGCCUGGCCCCCUCCGCCCUCAAGGCUCAACUCAGGAAAAGGCAGGAGUCGGAAGGGAGGAGGGAGGACGCCCCCCCUGCGCCCCUCUGCAAGUCGCCCAAAGGUCCGUUUCCGGCCAGGGGCUCCGGGGGCCGGGUGCUGGCGGCCACCCCCGAGAAGGAAGGGAGCAGGGGAAGCCCCUCCAGGGUGGCUGCUGAGGCUCUGCUGCCUUUCAGGCCGGAGAAACUGCCCCCCCCCAUGGCUGACGGAGCUGAAGUCCAGGAGGAAGCAGGGCCAGCCAGAGAGCCCCAUCUGAGGUUGAAGCCAUGACUGGCCAGAGGAGGAGCUGCCUUAACUGACCGCCGCCGUUUCCCUGCCCUCCCGAGGCUCCCUUGCCUUGACCUGCGCUCAGUGCCUUCCUCUGGGUGCCCUGCCUGACUCCAGCCUCGGAGGGGGGCUGUGGGACGGCCCCGGCCCCACCAGCCUGCAUCUGGGGCUGCCCCGAACGCUCCGCCUUCCUGUGGGGAGCUGAGGCCAGGACUGCGAUCCGUGGAGAGGUAGGCGCUUCAGCCUUCCUCCUCUCCGCAGGAGAGAGAGACGGAUCCCGCUUGCUGCCCUGCGCAGAAGGGAAAGGGACGCCGCUCGUUUCUUCAGGAUCCGGUUCUGAUCGUCUGGACACGUCCGUGGACUUGCUGCUUAGCCAGGGGCCGCGUGGCUCAAGGAUCAGAGGAAGAGGGUUUCUGGCACGGGCCACUGAGCCGCCCUGUCCUGGGAGAGAGUGAGAGAGGAAGCAGCAAAGCCCAGCCAAUGUCUCCUCCUCCUCCUCCUCCUCGGGGUUUCUGUAAAUCAGCCCCCCCCAGGUGGCCUUUUCGUUGGACAGACAGGCGAAAGGCCAAUUGGCUCAGGCCCUGAAUCGUCUUUGUCAGCUGUCGAUUUCCUUGUCAACGUUUGGGGCAGGGAAUCCUGUGUUGGAUUCCGGCCUUUCCAAGAGUCCGGCUCUCUCCCGCUUCUAAGCCUGGGGAGAUCGGUCAGCAAACGAAUGGGCCUCUGCGUGGCCGGGGGCGGCAUCUCUGGGAACAGGGCAGAGACCCUGGCAAGCCCCUUUCUGCUCCGUCCUGGUCAACUGGAGAAACCCCAAGUUGGGCAGUUCUGUGAAUGCAUCCGCUAGUGGUGGUGCUCGACCUCUGAAGGGCCCCUUGGUUAUGCUGUGGGGCCCCUAGGAAGCCCCCUUAGCAGCACGGCGGCUACCCCAAGGGUGCCUGGCAGGCUGGCUGGCUGCUGAGUCAGCCCUGUGCCCAAUCUCGGGGUCUGCAUUCCUGCCUCCUGAGACCCUGCUGGGCUUACACACUGCACACACACACACACACACACACACCCCGAGAAGUGCUUUUCUCAAAAUGCUCUGGCACCCCCAAGGGUUCAGCCAGAGACCUUGGGCCUGCGGGGGGGACCGCCAGCUGCCUCUGUGCCUCCCCGGUGCCAGUCCUGGAUCCCGGCUUCCUUUCCUCCCUUCCUUCCUUCCCCAGCUUGGCACAGGGAGGCCCAUCUGCUCCGCCAGCCCUCGGGCACCCUGUCCAUUGUUUGGGGGAGAUGGCCCUGCCCCCUGUGCCACUUGGAGGCAGCCUCUCCUGGCAAUGCCAGCAGGAAGUCCGGGCAUCUGCAGCAUUUCUGAGGCUGGGAGAGCUCCCCUGGGAGCCGCAGAGGGAGGCUGUGCUCCUCCUGGCCACGUUCCGUCUUGACCGUCUGAUUAAAAAGCUUGCUCAGAGCAA
Molecule: messenger RNA, 6774 nt
Organism: Pseudonaja textilis
Lineage: Eukaryota; Metazoa; Chordata; Lepidosauria; Squamata; Elapidae
Source: RefSeq, a predicted model, not a curated record